CUCAACUCACUUCAAAUGGAGAGACAAGACUUGAUGAGUGUAAGGAGAAGACUGGCAAAGACUCAGCUUAUUACACUACCACCGCCUCCACCAACAAGGGUUCAAGCACCACCACCACCACCACCACCACCAAGUGAGUUGAAGCUCGCUGCUAUUGCUUCAAAUUUGAACGUCCGGCUGAGAUCCGCUGACAUGCCGCCAGCAAUGCAGGAGCGAGCCAUCCGACGAGCCAGAGAUCUUCUCGACUCAAAUCCGGAUACACAGAAAAGACUCAAUCCCACGCACCUCGCCAUGUGUCUCAAGAAGGAAUUUGAUGCAUUGUACGGACCGGCUUGGCACUGCGUGGUGGGUAAGAGUUUCGGAACGUUUGUGACUCACUCGAGUGGAGGAUUCGUGUAUUUCUCUGUGGACAAGCUCUGUUUUCUUCUGUUCAAGACGGAGGUCCGGCCGGCGGCCAAGGCCCCCGUAAAAUUGCUUGGAUUUAAUAAGUAGUGGCUAAGGAUGUGAGCAGUUUCACUUUUUAUCCAUGGAAAGAAUGGAGUUCGCCAAAUUAUGAGUCAUUUUAGGCGUAAUUACUAAUUUUUUAUUUUUUUUAUGCUUUUAAGUUCAAUUUAAUCUCUUCUACAGUUCUACUUUCUUGUGAGAUGGAGAGAGUCCUGUUUUGACAAUUUCACAAAGUAGCAACUUAAAAAAUUGAUUCAAACAGA
This is a messenger RNA of Rubroshorea leprosula, 707 nucleotides long. The record is from the annotation of a GenBank genome assembly. Lineage: Eukaryota; Viridiplantae; Streptophyta; Magnoliopsida; Malvales; Dipterocarpaceae.